AUGCCUCAAGAGUGUGUUGAAGAAUUAAGAGCAUCUGAUCGCAAGACUUUAGGAUUAUUAGUGAGUGAGUGUGUGAAAAUAUCUGAUCUCAUUAAAGUAGACAGAUAUAGUAGUUUGACAUAUUUGUUACGAGUUACAGCAAAUGUACUGAGAUUCAUUGAAAAUGUGAGAGUGAAAGUGAGAAUGAGACAGCACGUGGCGGAUGAAGUAAUAGUAAUGAAGGCAGAGCUGAUUUGGAUCAAAGAUGUGCAGUUGAGCUUAGUGGAGGAGAGGAGAUUCAAGGAGUGGAAGCACCAGCUACAGCUAUUUCAAGAUGGAGAAGGAGUCUGGAGAUGUGGGGGAAGAUUAUCUAAUGCAGACAUCCCUUACAAUACUAAGCAUCCUGUGCUACUGCCUAACAAGCAUCACUUUACAGAUCUAGUUGUUCAAAGAGCGCACGCGCGAGUAUUCCACAAUGGUGUUAAAGAGACAUUGGUUGAAGUUCGCUCGAGAUACUGGAUUGUAAGGGGAAGAUCUACUGUAAAGAGAAUAAUUGAUCGAUGUGUUGUCUGUAAGAAGACUGAGGGACGUCCUUAUGAUGCUCCUGGACCACCUCCUUUACCUACAUUCAGAGUGACAGAAGAGCCAGCCUUUACCUUCACAGGAGUAGAUUUUGCUGGUCCAUUGUAUGUAAGGAGUAGUAAGUGGGAUGUGGGUGGUAAAGUUUGGAUAUGUAUAUAUACUUGUUGUGUCACUAGAGCCAUACACCUUGAUAUAUUAUGCACUAUGUCUCUUGAGUUUUUCCUUAGGUCCUUUAGGAGAUUUGUGGCAAGAAGAGGACUCCCAAGGCGCAUUGUUUCAGACAAUGGGAAGACCUUCAAGGGAGCUGCACGAGUAUUCAAGGAGAUAAUGAAUCACAAGGAAGCCAGUCAUUACCUGGAGGAGAACGUAAUACAGUGGACAUUUAAUGUUGAAAGAGCCCCAUGGUGGGGUGGAGUGUUUGAGAGGCUCAUUCGCUCAGUCAAGAGGUGUCUUAGGAAGGUUGUGGGGAGAGCCAAACUCACCAGGGAGGAGUUGCUGACAGUAGUUACUGAAGUGGAGAUGAUUGUGAACUCGCGACCACUAUCUUAUGUCAGUCAUGAUGAUCUGGAAGAGCCAGUCACUCCUUCCCACCUUCUUAUUGGACGCAGAGUACUAAGUUUUCCUGAUACACUAUGCUAUGAUGGAGAUGAUGAAGACUAUAAUGCUACUCCACAACUUCUCAGUAAGAGAAUGAAGUAUCUCAAUCGUACAAUCGAUCAGUUCUGGAGCAGAUGGAAGGGAGAGUAUUUGUUAGAACUUAGAGAAGCACAUAGGUUCAGAGGAAACUUACUGUCUACUGGGAGGAAGAUAAGAGUGGGAGAUAUUGUAGUUGUCCACAGCGAUGAGAAGCGAAGAGGAUUUUGGAAUCUGGGAAAGAUUGAGGACACUAUUGUUGGUGUAGAUGGAGAAAUACGGAGUGCUGUGGUUAGAGUCUUUACUGGACAGAAAAGGUCCAAGUUGCUGAAGAGACCUAUUCAGAAGUUAUUCCCUCUAGAAGUCAAUGAGAAUGACAAUCUAAUUCCUGACAAUCAGGAUCAAGAUCCCACUGAAGAGCCUCCCACUGAAGAUAUUGACGUGGCUGAGAAUGAUGAUAUCAAUGAGCCAAUCAUGCCGAUCAACAACCAGGAAUCUGGUCAAAGGAGAUCCAAGAGAGCUGCAGCUAUUACUGCAAGAGACAAUAUUCUGGUACAAUCUAUGUUUUAA
This is a messenger RNA of Amphimedon queenslandica, 1764 nucleotides long. RefSeq lists its product as uncharacterized. Gene Ontology annotation, molecular function: nucleic acid binding. Gene Ontology annotation, biological process: DNA integration. The record is from RefSeq and is a predicted model, not a curated record. Lineage: Eukaryota; Metazoa; Porifera; Demospongiae; Haplosclerida; Niphatidae. Bases 1 to 1764 code for a protein of 587 amino acids. The transcript has a single exon.